Molecule: messenger RNA, 780 nt
Organism: Carassius auratus (goldfish)
Lineage: Eukaryota; Metazoa; Chordata; Actinopteri; Cypriniformes; Cyprinidae
Gene: fshb
Product: follicle stimulating hormone subunit beta
Exons: 3
Coding region: 231-623 (130 amino acids)
Biological process (GO): ovulation; G protein-coupled receptor signaling pathway
Cellular component (GO): extracellular region; cytoplasm
Molecular function (GO): hormone activity
Source: RefSeq, a predicted model, not a curated record
AACAUCAGUGGUGGCCUUUACAUGGAUCCUGUUCUGUCUAAGCCUCUUCCAGACUGAAUGCCAUGGCCACAGGGCUUUUGGGGAUUUGUGCCACCUCCACAAAAGCAAACGCAGUAGUAUGAUAAGACAUGGCUGCUCUCAACUAGAUGUGGGCGUCACGUCUGACAGGAGGGUAUAAGUGUCCACAUAAACUGAGCUGAAAGGAUUUUGUCUCAGCGAAACUCCAGCAGAUGAGGAUGCGCUUCGUUGUUAUGGUGAUUCUGUUGCCGGCGCUAAUGAUGUCAGGAUCGGAAUGCAGGUCCAGCUGUCGGCUCACCAAUAUCUCCAUCACCGUGGAAAGUGAGGAAUGUGGCAGCUGCAUCACAAUUGACACCACUGCCUGUGCCGGGCUUUGCAAAACACAGGAAAGUGUUUACCGUAGCCCACUGAUGCUGUCUUACCAGAACACCUGUAACUUCAGAGAAUGGACGUACGAGACCUAUGAGUUCAAAGGCUGCCCUGCCAGGGCUGACUCCAUUUUCACUUACCCAGUGGCCCUCAGCUGUGAAUGCAGCAAGUGUAACUCUGACAUCACAGACUGUGGAGUCCUCAGCCAGCAGACACUCGGCUGCAAUGCACAUUAGACAAGGAAACUAAACACCCCAUCUGCAACUUUGAAAGCCUUUUGUACAGUUCUGAAUAUUUCAUAAUACUAUGUAAAUUGCAUAAUGGAAUGAAACAAAAUAUAUAACAUUUUAAUAUUAUUUGCAAGCAUCAAUAAAUAUAACAUACUGCAAGAAC